GAACUUUGAACUUAACCAUUAUCUGCUGUUCCGUGUCAAUCUUAUUCCUAUCAGUUGUGGUGUUUUAGCCUGACGAGAGCCACCGAAAACGAGCUUGUUCGCUAACUUGUGUUUCAGAUGUAUUUUCAGCUGGCUCCCUCUGCUUUUGGUGAUACUGUGAUGUGUGUAGCUCAAUGAAUCAAUUCGUCAUUUUUUCACUGAUCCCUUUUGUAAAAUCUAAAAUGAUUUGCACUUGUUUGUGUCUGCUGUUCAACCAAAUUUGCCUCGUAUGCGAUACUCUGUCACGCUGAAUUCGGAUCAUCACAACCUGCUUGGACAAAACCGUUGCACUGUUGGACCUACUCUUUCAUCUGGUUCGAUGUCGAUGACAAACGCUCUUGUGCUCUUGUUAAAUUUGGCCCAUCUACAUCAGGUAAUGUUCGUCGGAUGCCCACCUGUCUUCUGCCGUUUAGAUGACAAGAAAUCCAAAAGGAAUUGCUCAAAUACUGUAGGUUUGGAAUUUUGGGGCCUCGGGAUUAGGCUUUCCGAUAGAGCCUUUUUUCAUUUACCCUGUUACAUUUUACAUAUUAUACGUUCUAUAGUCUGAGGCAUCUUCAAUAUUUUUGCCUCAUUACCUUUCUUCUAUUGCACCGGUGUGCCUUUUGCACUCGUCGCACUUCGAUAUCCUGCUCCUGAUGCAGUUAACUGAGCUUUCCUCCACCAUUCUUCGGUCAGCUCAAUUGUUCUUCCAUUCUUCAGGCUGCCCGUGGAUCUGAUGGUGCUCACGCACAUCUAGCGAACACCCGAAGCAGUGGCGACUCAGAUGUCGAUCCAUCCUUGUUUGUGGAGAAGUUCUACGUUCCACAGCGAUUGAUGGGUCUAGCAAUCGGUGGACAAGGCAGUAACAUUCGUGCAGCUCGUGAGCUUCCCGGUGUUGUAUCCGUUCGUCUGAGGGAAUCGGAUGAUGACCGUCGAACGGUAGAUCUCGUUGACCACGGAGAUGCCGCUUUGUUCAUUGUGGAGGCUAAGACUCCGGAAGCAGCGAAAUUGGCUCGUGCGAAACUGGAAUUCACUGAGUUGUAUCUGGGUGUUCCGCGUCGAUAUGUCGGGCGUUUGAUUGGUCGACGAACGAAUAAUAUCCAGUCAAUCAUCAACAAGUCCGGUGUCGUUCAAAUCCACUUUGACGACCACAUCAAAGGGCCAUCGGAUGAUGAGGUCAUUUCCAACCUAGAGACAUUAAAUUUGUCUCAUUCAAGCCAAUUCGCUUUUAACAUGCGCCGUGUCUUCCUACGAGCAGGUGGAACUCAACCAACUUCGCAACCACAUGCAGACGAAGAGUAUGGUGGUUUUAUUCUAUCCGGUACACGCGACUCCGUGGAGAAGGCUAAAUUAUUGAUCAGUUUUCAGCUGGACUACAUUUUCGACCUGGAAAAAAUGGAGGCCGAAAAGAACGCAAUUAUGAGCAACUUAUCGUACACCAAUACUGAAUUGGGCGGUGGUUAUGCUCCUCGAGGCUACCUGGAUGGUCCCGGACGUUUUGGCGAUCGAGGCGGCGCAGGCAUACGCGGUAUUGGUAGUGGAGGUGCAGGUGCAGGUCGUGGUAUCCGGCGCCCUCCACGUCGCAAUUAUCCUGCAGGAAAUUUUGACAACGGAUUUGUUGAUGGACCACGUCCUUCAGAACAAUACGCUGACGAUGGCCCUGCACCUUUUGGUAAUAGUAGAAGGCCGCCUAGGGAUCCUCGCAGCACCCGGGGUUACAAUGGCGAGUCACGUAUUGGUCGUGCGCGUGGAGGCAGAAUGCGCCGUGGCAUCGGUGCUCCACGCGGACACACUGAGUGGAAUGAUCGUACUGGUACCAAUGGUGACGUUGCUGAUCGUCGGCGAGGAUCGGACGACUCUGACGCCAUGGGCUCUAACCUAAGCCAUGAUAUUGAUUCGGAUGAGCAUGAUGGCAUUGCCUCUUACGGCCGAGACAAUCAGCCUAUCAAACGGGAUAUUGGCGAAACUACCGAUGAGGACAAUUUACCAGGUGGUGAUGAAUCCGCCGGCCACAACUCAAACGAUAACUCUCGUCUCAGGGACUCCGAUCGAUCUAACUGCAACAGAUAUGAAUACUCAAACCAAACCGAACGCCCGGUUAGAUACAACCGCCCUCCGAGAACUCGACAAACAUUGCAAAAUGGGAGUUCUGUGUCUGCAUCCAGCGGCAGUGCUCUGAAGCACACAGGAGCCACAAGUGUGAGACAACCCACGCAAGCCUAAGCGCACACAUUUUGUCCUGCCGUCUGAUUACUUCGGGAACAACUUCCUCCACUUCAAGUCACAUGCUGCACAACAUCGCUCGUAAUCUCACCCCCCCAAUCAGUCCACAUAACCCGUUUUAGCUGGGAUUGUUUUCGGUUGAAUGUGUGUGUUUGAAUCCUAUUUCCUGUUCGUUCCUCACCUCGAUCACAGUCUGUGUUUGCCCCCCCCCCUGUGCUCCUUUUUCCGUGGCCGUAACAUCUGGUCAAUGAGACUCCGUUACCGCGUUCGUACAUUUUCCAGCUCUACUUGUGUAACCGCCAAUUACUACGCCUUGUAAGCCCUGUGUUAGCCAUUGAUUUCGACUGGCGCGCCCGAGGUUGACUGUCCGCUAAGUCAUCCCUUCUCGUACUGUCAACAUCCACCUAUCUUUCGCUUUUUAUCUGUGUCUACCAUCCUCACAUUGGUUGGACACUUAGACUCUAUUAGUUGUGAUUGUGUACAUCACGCACCUAUUCUUUUUCUGCCGCUGUGUCCGUUCAUCCAUCGCCUACAAUGUAAAGUUCAACUUGUAUUUUCCAACUCGAAAGGACGUAAGAUUUUCUACUGUGCCUCUUAUGUCAGUUUGUCUGUGCGUUGGAGACAUGUAGUUCCCUCAGUGUAGUCCGGUUAACGCACUCUGUGCCUUUAAGCCCAGAAAGGUCUGGGGUCCAACAUUUACCUGUGCAAAUCACCAGCUAUUUUAAGUCUCCCUCGUGCACAAACCGUGUUCACGGUUGGUGACCGUUCCAUGACCCCGAUUUGUCUUCCAUCUGAUGAUCUUUCCUAUCAUUAAUACUAUUAUUACUACUUCUGCCAAUAAUAAUACUAUUAUCAUUCCCGUUUAUC
Messenger RNA from Dicrocoelium dendriticum, 3108 nucleotides. The record is from the annotation of a GenBank genome assembly. Lineage: Eukaryota; Metazoa; Platyhelminthes; Trematoda; Plagiorchiida; Dicrocoeliidae.